Molecule: messenger RNA, 425 nt
Organism: Paramuricea clavata
Lineage: Eukaryota; Metazoa; Cnidaria; Anthozoa; Malacalcyonacea; Plexauridae
Source: the annotation of a GenBank genome assembly
AUGUGUGAAAAUUUUAAGCGUGUUGAGAAGAUAAUUUUUGAGGAUAAAUAUGAUUAUUUACCUGGACCGUGGAGUGGUGAAAAGAAUAAACUACUUCAGGAGGAUUUGCUUCACCAUAUUUUAAUGUAUAUCCUACAAUUGGAUUUGCAUAAAGGCGAAUUAUUACCCGAGGAUAUAUGGUGUGUGGAGGGUAAAAAGUGCUUAAAGAAUAUGGUUUUUGGUAUGCCACAGAUAUUUUAGAUGAUUUGGCUUGUUUGUAUGUGUUGGAUAACUUGGUGGAGAAUGUUGAACAAGAUGAUUAUGAAAAACCUGAAAAAAUGAAAAUGUUGUACAUAUUAUAUGUGGAUUAUAUAAAACAACAUGAAACAAUAGAUGCCUUUUAUAAAAAAAAUUAUGAGUUUGUUGAUGAGGCGCUAAAAGAAUGA